AUGAAGACAACGUGGAAGGAUAUUGCGCCUGUGCCCACACACCAGGAAUUCCUGGAUAUUGUCCUGAGUCGUACUCAGAGACAGCUUCCCACACAGAUUCGUGCUGGUUUCAAGAUCAGCCGUAUCAGAGGUUUCUACACCAGAAAGGUCAAAUAUACACAGGAGACUUUCGGUGAGAAGUUCCAGCACAUUCUCGAUGGAUUCCCUCGCCUGCAGGAUAUCCAUCCUUUCCACAAGGAUUUGAUGAACACUCUUUAUGAUGCCGACCACUUCCGUAUCGCCCUUGGUCAAGUCUCAACCGCCAAGCACCUUAUUGAAACCGUUUCCCGCGAUUACGUCCGUCUCAUCAAGUAUGCGCAGUCUCUGUUCCAGUGCAAGCAGCUUAAGCGCGCUGCCCUCGGUCGCAUGGCAACCAUCACCCGCCGCCUGAAGGAUCCCCUCGUCUACUUGGAGCAGGUCCGCCAGCACUUGGGUCGUCUGCCCUCCAUCGACCCUAACACUCGUACUCUCCUGAUCUGUGGAUACCCCAACGUCGGAAAGUCCAGCUUCCUGCGCAAUAUCACCCGCGCAGAUGUCGAUGUUCAGCCUUAUGCUUUCACCACUAAGAGUUUGUUCGUCGGCCAUUUCGAUUACAAAUACCUCCGUUUCCAGGCCAUUGAUACCCCCGGAAUUCUGGACCACCCUCUCGAGGAGAUGAACACCAUUGAAAUGCAAUCUAUCACUGCUGUUGCUCACUUGCGGUCCGCCAUCCUCUACUUCAUGGAUCUUUCCGAGCAGUGUGGAUACUCCGUCGGUGAUCAGAUCAAGCUUUUCCACAGCAUCAAGCCCUUGUUCGCCAACAAGAUUGUGUUCAUUGUCGUUAACAAGAUUGAUGUGCGUCGUCCCGAGGACCUGGAGCCUGAGUACCAGGAGCAACUUCAGGAGAUCCUCAAGGCCGAGGAUGUCGAGAUGCUGCAGGUUUCCUGCACCACCACCGAGGGUGUGACCGCUGUCAAGAACGCCGCCUGUGACAAGCUCCUCGCUGAGCGUGUCUCCCAGAAGCUCAAGUCUGGCUCUACCGCUGCCACCCCCGGCAGCCGUCUCGGCGACGUCUUGUCCCGUAUCCACGUGGCUCAGCCUAUGGGCGGUCUGCGCGAGACCUUCAUUCCCGAGGCCGUCAAGGAUCUCAAGAAGUACGACAAGAACGACCCCAACCGCCGGAGACUGGAGCGCGAUAUCGAAGAGGAGAACGGCGGUGCCGGUGUCUACAACUUCGACAUGCAGCGCGACUACACUCUUGGCAACCCCGACUGGAACCACGACAAGAUCCCCGAGGUCUGGAAGGGCAAGAACAUCUACGACUUUGUGGAUCCGGAUAUCGAGAGCAAGCUCGCCGCCCUCGAGGAGGAGGAAGAGAAGCUCGAGGCCGAUGGCUAUUACGAGUCCGACGAGAGCGUGGAGGAUGCCGAAGACGCCGACAACCGCCUCAAGGCCGAUCUCAUCCGCGAGAAGCGUGUGCUCAUGCGCAACGAAGCCAAGAUGCGCAAGUCUCUCAAGAACCGCGCCGCCAUCCCCCGCAGCGCCAAGGCCAAGAAGCUGUCCGAGAUGACCCGGGGUCUGGACUCCGCUGGUUACGACAAUGGUGCUGCUGGUUCUCGUGCCCGCGCCGCCAACCAGCCUCGUGGACGCACUCUCCGUGAGCCUACUGCUGACGCUAUGGACGUCGAUGAGAACCCCAAGAAGGCUCUCCUUCGCUCUAUUAGCCGCGCCCGUGACACACCGGUGACUGAUCGUCGUCUCGACGGUAUCACCAGCUUCGGCAACCGUGAUAAGGCUGAGCGUAUGGCUAAGCUGGGCCAGAAGAAGAUGAACCGUAUGGCUCGUGCUGGUGAGGCUGAUCGUCACACAACCGCCUCUCUCGAGAAGCACUUGUACUCCGGAAAGCGUGGUAUGGGCAAGACAGAUCGUCGUUAG
Messenger RNA from Penicillium concentricum, 1953 nucleotides. Its product is annotated as putative GTPase NOG1. The record is from RefSeq and is a predicted model, not a curated record. NCBI's taxonomy places the organism in Eukaryota, Fungi, Ascomycota, Eurotiomycetes, Eurotiales, Aspergillaceae. Gene Ontology annotation, cellular component: nucleolus. Gene Ontology annotation, molecular function: RNA binding; GTP binding; GTPase activity. Gene Ontology annotation, biological process: ribosomal large subunit biogenesis. The transcript has 5 exons. Bases 1 to 1953 code for a protein of 650 amino acids.